CGCGCCCCCUGCUGGAGCCGGAGGAGCCGGGAGCGUCCGCCGGUCGCGGCUCGCAGGUGUCUUUCCCCGCCGUGGCGGCCCGGCCGCUGUCAGUACCGGCGGAGCCGAGUCGGGACGGAGGGAGGCGACCGUGCGCCGGGUCAGCGCGCCGGCCGCCGCGGCUCUGACGCCGAGGCUCGGCUGGCCACGAUGGCGGUGCUCCGGCAGCUGCGCCUGCUCCUCUGGAAGAACUUCACCUUGCAGAGGCGGAAGGUCCUGGUGACGGUCCUGGAGCUGGUCCUGCCCUUGCUGUUCUCCGGGAUCCUGAUUUGGCUUCGCCUGAAGAUCCAGUCCGAGAACGUGCCGAGCGCCACGGUGUACCCGCGCCAGGACAUCCAGAGCCUGCCCCUGUUCUUCAGCUUCCCGCCUCCGGGGGGCGCCUGGGAGCUGGUGUACAUCCCGGACCGCAGCGCGGCCGUCCAGGGUGUGGCCGAGUCCGUCCGCCAGACCCUGGGGCUCAACCUCCGACUCCAUGGCUUCCCCUCGGAGAAGGAGUUUGAGGACUACAUCCGCUACGACAACCGCUCCUCGGACGUGCUGGCCGCCCUGGUGUUCGAGCACACCUUCCAGCGCAGCCAGGAGCCGCUGCCGCUGGCGGUCAGGUACCACCUGCGCUUCAGCUCCACGCGGCGGAACUACAUGUGGACGCAGGCGGGCUCCCACUUCCUGCGGGACGCAGAGGGCUGGCAUACCACCUCCCUCUUCCCGCUCUUCCCCAGCCUGGGCCCCAGGGAGCCCGCGGCCCCCGACGGAGGAGAGCCGGGGUACAUCCUGGAGGGCUUCCUGGCCGUGCAGCACGCCGUGGACCGGGCCAUCAUGGAGCAGCACGCCAACGCCUCGGCCCGCCGGCUGCUGAGCUCGCUCACCGUGAAGGUCCAGCGCUUCCCCUACCCGCCCUUCCUCUCCGACCCCUUUCUCGUGGCCGUCCAGUACCAGCUGCCCCUGCUGCUCAUGCUCAGCUUCACCUACACGGCGCUCACUGUCAUCCGGGCCGUCGUGCAGGAAAAGGAGCAGAGGCUCAAGGAGUACAUGCGCGUGAUGGGGCUGGGCAGCUGGCUGCACUGGAGCGCCUGGUUCCUCCUGUUCUUCCUCUUCCUCCUCCUCAUCGUCUCCUUCAUGACCCUGCUCUUCUGCGUCAAGGUGAAGAAGGACGUGGCGGUGCUGGCGCACAGUGACCCGUCGCUGGUGCUGGUCUUCCUGGCCUGCUUCGCCGUGUCCACCAUUGCCUUCAGCCUCAUGGUCAGCAGCUUCUUCAGCAGAGCCAACAUGGCGGCCGCUGUGGGGGGCUUCCUCUACUUCCUCACCUACAUCCCGUACUUCUUCGUCGCUCCCCGCUACAACUGGAUGACUCAGAGCCAGAAGCUCGUCUCCUGCCUCCUGUCCAACGUGGCCAUGGCCAUGGGGGCGCAGCUCCUCGGGAAGUUUGAGGCAAAGGGCGUGGGCAUCCAGUGGCGAGACCUGCUCAGCCCCGUCAACGUGGACGAUGACUUCUCCUUCGGGCACGCGCUGGCCAUGCUGCUGCUGGACUCGCUGCUGUACUGCCUGGUGGCCUGGUACGCGGACGCCGUGCUGCCCGGCCAACUCGGGGUGCCUCAGCCCUGGUACUUCUUCCUGCUGCCCUCAUACUGGUGCGGAGGCCCGAGAACAGCUUUCGGGAAAGGGGACGGGGACAAGGACCCCGAGAAAGCAGCCAGCACCGAGUACUUUGAAGCCGAGCCCGAGGACCUGGUGGCCGGGAUCAAGAUCAAGCGUGUGUCUAAGCUGUUCCGGGAGGGGAGCAAGGACAAAGCAGCCGUCAGAGACCUGAGCCUCAACAUGUAUGAGGGACAGAUCACCGUCCUGCUGGGCCACAACGGCGCGGGCAAGACCACCACGCUGUCCAUGCUGACCGGUCUCUUUCCCCCCACCAGCGGGCGGGCCUACAUCGGUGGGUACGAGAUCUCUCGAGACAUGGCUCAGAUCCGGAAGAGCCUGGGCCUGUGCCCGCAGCACGAUGUCCUGUUUGACAACCUGACGGUGGCCGAGCACCUGAGUUUCUACGCGCAGCUGAAAGGUCUGUCCCAGCACAAGUGCCCGGAGGAGGUCAAGCGCCUGCUGCACACCCUGGGCCUGGAGGAGAAGCGGGACACGCGCAGCCGGUAUCUGAGCGGUGGCAUGAAGCGCCGGCUGUCCAUCGGCAUCGCGCUCAUCGCAGGCUCUAAGGUGCUGAUGCUGGAUGAGCCCACGGCGGGCAUGGACGCCGUCUCCAGGAGGGCCAUCUGGGACCUUCUCCAGCAGCAGAAGCGCGCCCGCACCAUCCUGCUGACCACCCACUUCAUGGACGAGGCCGACCUGCUGGGGGACCGCAUCGCCAUCAUGGCCAAGGGCGAGCUGCAGUGCUGCGGGUCCUCGCUCUUCCUCAAGCAGAAGUAUGGAGCCGGCUACCACAUGACGCUGGUGAAGGAGGCACGGUGCGACCCCGAGGCUGUUGCCAGGCUGGUGAGACACCAUGUCCCCAGCGCCACACUGGAGAGCAAUGUGGGCGCCGAACUGUCCUUCAUCCUCCCCAAGGAGAGCACCCACAGGUUCGAAGGCCUUUUCGCCACACUGGAGCAACAGCAGACGGAGUUGGGCAUCGCCAGCUUUGGGGCGUCCGUCACCACCAUGGAGGAGGUCUUCCUGCGGGUCGGCAAGCUGGUGGACAGCAGCUUGGACAUCCAGGCCAUCCAGCUGCCCGCCCUGCAGUACCAGCAUGAGAGGCGGGCCAGCGACUGGGCCGUGGACGGCCAGCUGUGCGGCGUCAUGGACCCGAGUGAUGGCAUCGGGGCGCUCAUUCAGGAGGAAGGCGGCACCUUCCAGCUCAACAGCGGGCUCACCCUGCACGGCCAGCAGUUCUGGGCCAUGCUCCUGAAGAAGGCCACGUACAGCUGGCGAGAGUGGAAGCUGGCGGCGGCCCAGGCGCUGGUGCCGCUCACCUGCAUCACGCUGGCCCUGCUGGCCAUCGACUACUCCGCUGAGAUCCUCGACGACCCCCUCCUGAGGCUGACGCUGAGCGCGUACGGCCGCACGGUGGUGCCCUUCUCCGUUCCCUCCCGGCUGGGUCAGCGGCUGGCCGAGCACUGGAAGGACAUGCUGCAGGCCGAGGGCCAGGAGCCCCGCGAGGUGCUGGGGGACCUGGAGGAGUUCCUGAUUUUCAGGGCCUCAGUGGAAGGGGGCGGCUUCAACGAGCGCUGCCUGGCCGCGGCGACCUUCCAGACCGAGGGCGCCCGCACGGUCAUCACGGCCCUGUUCAACAACCAGGCGUACCACUCGCCGGCCACGGCGCUGGCCCUCGUGGACAACCUGCUGUUCAAGCUGCUCUGCGGCCCGCAGGCCUCCCUCACCAUCGCCAACUACCCGCAGCCCCGCAGCGCCCUGCAGGCCGCCAAGGACCAGUUCAACCAGGGCCGGAAGGGGUUCGACCUCGCCCUCAACCUGCUCUUCGCCAUGGCCUUCCUGGCCAGCACCUUCGCCGUGCUGGCGGUGGGCGAGAGGGCCGUGCAGGCCAAGCACGUCCAGCUGGUCAGCGGGGUCCGAGUGGCCACCUUCUGGCUGUCGGCGCUGCUGUGGGACCUGCUCUCCUUCCUCGUGCCCAGCCUGGGGCUGCUGGUAGUGUUCAAGGCCUUCGACGUGCAAGCCUUCACGCGGGACGGCCACCUGGCGGACGCUCUGCUGCUGCUGCUGGUCUACGGCUGGGCCAUCAUCCCCCACAUGUACCUGCUCAGCUUCCUCUUCUCGGGGGCCGCCAUGGCCUACACGCGCCUCACCAUCUUCAACAUCCUCUCGGGCAUCGCCACCUUCCUCGUGGUCACCAUCAUGCGCAUCCCGGAGGUGAAGCUGGAAGAGCUUUCCAGAACCCUGGACCACGUGUUCCUGGUGCUGCCCAACCACUGCCUGGGGAUGGCCAUGAGCAGCUUCUACGAGAACUACGAGACCAAGAGGUACUGCACCUCCUCAGAGGUGGCGGCCCAGUACUGCAAGAAAUACAAGAUCCGGUACCAGGAGAAUUUCUACGCUUGGAGCGCCCCCGGCGUCGGCCGCUUCGUGGCCUCCAUGGCGACCUCGGGGCUCGUCUCCCUCGUCCUGCUCUUCCUCCUGGAGACCGACCUGCUGUGGCGGCUGCGUGCCCGCCUCUGCGCCCUCCGGGGGGGGCGUGCGCUGACGGAUGUGUAUGCCCGGGCGUCCGCACUUCCCGAGGACCAGGAUGUGGCUGACGAAAAGAACCGGGUCAUGGCCUGCGGACUGGGCCCCCUGCCGGACACGCCGCUGGUGGUCAAGGAGCUCUCCAAGGUGUACCCGCAGCGGACACCCCUCCUGGCCGUGCACGGGCUCUGCCUGGCCGUGCGCAAGGGCGAGUGCUUCGGGCUGUUGGGCUUCAACGGAGCGGGGAAGAGCACGACUUUCAAGAUGCUCACCGGGGAGGAGCCCAUCACGUCGGGUGACGCCUUUGUCGGGGGCUACAGCGUCUGCUCUGACAUCGGGAAGGUGCGCCAGCGGAUCGGCUACUGCCCCCAGUUCGACGCGCUGCUGGACCACAUGACGGGCCGGGAGACGCUGGUCAUGUACGCGCGGCUGCGGGGCCUCCCCGAGCGCCACAUCGCGGCCUGCGUGGAGCACACCCUGCGGGCGCUGCUCCUGGAGCCACAUGCCGACGCGCUGGUGCGGACCUACAGCGGGGGCAACAAGCGGAAGCUGAGCACCGGCAUCGCCCUCCUAGGAGAGCCCGCCGUCAUCUUCCUGGACGAGCCGUCCACGGGCAUGGACCCUGUGGCCCGGCGCCUGCUCUGGGACACCGUGGCGCGCGCCCGCGAGGCCGGCAAAGCCAUCGUCAUCACCUCCCACAGCAUGGAGGAGUGCGAGGCCCUGUGCACGCGGCUGGCCAUCAUGGCGCAGGGCCAGCUGCGGUGCCUGGGCAGCCCGCAGCACCUCAAGAGCAGGUUCGGCAGCGGCUACGGCCUGCGGGCCAAGGUGCGGAGCCACGGGCGGCACGAGGCGCUGCAGGAGUUCAAGGCCUUCGUGCGCCUGACUUUCCCAGGCAGCGUCCUGGAAGAUGAGCACCAAGGCAUGCUCCACUACCACCUGCCCAGCGAGGACCUCAGCUGGGCCACGGUGUUCGGCACCCUGGAGAAGGCCAAGGAGCAGUACGGCCUGGACGACUACUCCGUGAGCCAGAUCUCGCUGGAGCAGGUCUUCCUCAGCUUCGCCCACCUGCAGCCGCCCCUGGAGGCCGAGGGCCCCUGACGAGCACGGAGGGCGCGGGCCCCCCGCUUCUCUUCCCCACUCCUCCACCCGAAUUGCCCUUUUCUGUGGCAUGUGACGACCCAGUGCGCCCGGGGCCCAGCGCCCAGCGCCAGCGCGCCCCGAGCCCGCUCCGGAGCACAUGGUCACACCGGGGCUUGGGUCACACCGGACUGCCCGGGACUGUCGCGAGGACACACAGCUCCGCUCCCUGGGCACGUGGUGCGGGGAGCCGGCUGGACCGGGGGCAGCAGGAGUGCGGCUGCCCAGGAGGCCCCGUCCCACAGCCCUGCCCGUGCUGCCCACCAGCAUCUCCCAGGGGGGCCUCCAGAGGGAGGGCCGUGUCCUCUCUGCCCGCCUGGUUUCUCCAGCACGCACUGCCCGGGGGGGAGAGGGGCCGGGAGUGGACGGGGGCCUCGCGCCUGGCGUUCUGUGGGAAAUAAAAGCUGGGCGGGGACCGGA
Sorex araneus (European shrew) is the source of this 5757-nucleotide messenger RNA. RefSeq names its product ATP binding cassette subfamily A member 3 (gene ABCA3). Gene Ontology annotation, cellular component: intracellular membrane-bounded organelle; membrane. Gene Ontology annotation, molecular function: ATP binding; lipid carrier activity; ATP hydrolysis activity. The record is from RefSeq and is a predicted model, not a curated record. Gene Ontology annotation, biological process: lipid transport; transmembrane transport. The coding region runs from base 190 to 5298 and encodes 1702 amino acids. NCBI's taxonomy places the organism in Eukaryota, Metazoa, Chordata, Mammalia, Eulipotyphla, Soricidae. The transcript has 31 exons.